Messenger RNA from Raphanus sativus (radish), 975 nucleotides. Its product is annotated as chloride conductance regulatory protein ICln. Gene Ontology annotation, cellular component: pICln-Sm protein complex; plasma membrane; methylosome. The transcript is spliced from 6 exons. Gene Ontology annotation, biological process: chloride transport; cell volume homeostasis; spliceosomal snRNP assembly. NCBI's taxonomy places the organism in Eukaryota, Viridiplantae, Streptophyta, Magnoliopsida, Brassicales, Brassicaceae. The record is from RefSeq and is a predicted model, not a curated record. Bases 65 to 847 code for a protein of 260 amino acids.
AGAAGGAUGAUUCUCCGAGAAAAACCCUAACAGAAUUUCAGUGUUUCGAGAGUGAUCGGAAAACAUGGCGGUUGGUCUAAGAGAGUUCGCGCGCAGAACCGGAAACGGCUCCGGAACACCCCCGGUGCUAGACGAAUCUAACGGUGAGGAACUCAUGCACGUGCAGCCCUCCGUCGCCGUCGCUCUCGGCAAUCGAUCCCUCGAGUCUCCAGGAACGCUCUACAUCACUUCCAGGAAAUUGAUUUGGCUGAGUGAUGUAGACAUGGCGAAAGGCUACGCCGUCGAUUUCUUAUCGAUAUCGCUUCACGCAGUGUCUAGAGAUCCAGAGGCUUAUUCAUCUCCUUGUUUAUAUACUCAGAUUGAAGUUGAAGAAGAUGAGGAUGAAGAACAUGAGUCUGAUACUGAAUCCACCGGAGCUUUGGACUUGUCGAAGAUCAGAGAGAUGAGGCUUGUUCCUUCUGACUCUGCCCAGUUGGAUACUCUGUUUGAUAUGUUCUGUGAAUGUGCUGAGCUCAAUCCAGAACCAGUUGAAGGUAAGCAUAAAGCCGCAACCUUGCUGCUAUCGUUUGAUGAUGCAAUGUUUAGUUACAUUUUUAGUUUCAUUUGUACCUUUUCAGAAGAAGAAGAAAGUGAACAUAACUGGGUGUUUAGUGCUGAUCAGAUGGUUGUUGGUGGAGGAGCGGAAGAAGAUGGCGAAUGGCCAAUAUCUCAGAGCCCGACGAGUGUUAUUGGUCUAUCCGUUGGAGAUGAAGGUCUUGCUCAGCCUAUGCUUGAGCUCCAUAUCAAUGAUCAGAGGUUUGAUGAUGCUGAAGAGAUGGUUCAUGAAAGUGAGACCAAAGAUCACUAAUCUGUCCACAAAUGUAUUACGCUAAGACAGAGUUGUUUCUUAUGUUAAGACAAUGGCGUCUCUGUGUUCUUCAGAGUCCAUGUGCUUUGUUAAAUAUGUGUUUAGACUUGGAAGGUAGAUUUUGCUCA